Messenger RNA from Owenia fusiformis, 575 nucleotides. Lineage: Eukaryota; Metazoa; Annelida; Polychaeta; Sabellida; Oweniidae. The record is from the annotation of a GenBank genome assembly.
AAACAAAGAUGGUCUUGAAAACAGCGAUUUUCUUUGUGAUUUCUAUCGCAGCUUUUGCUGUGAUGUUUACCACGAUGGCACCAUUGACUGGGUUUUUAUCAUACCACGAUGUCCCAAGAAUUGUAAAAGACAAUAAUGAAGAGACCAAUUGGUUUGCCUUAACAGAGUCAUUGCUUUGGGACAUCUUCCUGGUCUUAUUAUUCAUUGUACAACACAGCAUGAUGGCAACACCAACCUGGAGAGGUCUCAUAUAUAAUCUAGGACUUGUUGUAGUUGAAAGAAGUUUCUACAUUGCUGCAACUGCUUGGGCGCUUCAGUACAUAAUGCAGAGCUGGCUGGUGAUUCCAGACUAUCCACUUUGGAUUAUUGAUACCUCCCAGAGCACACCCUGGUGGUGGUUUUUCACACUAAUCCACGUCAUGGCUUGGAUAAUUAUUUAUGGAGCAACAUUUACAAUGGAUCUACCUGAACUUCUUGGACUGAAACAGUGUCUAUACCGUGACACUGCAUGGGAGUUCGCUCUGAUUUGUACCAUAUGUCUUACUGCAAGAUUCACAAAUAAGGGCAUACAGUAG